GCUGCAAGCCGGGGGAACUCAGUUCCUGGCACCGCAGAGCUGACAGCGCUGAGUUUCAGGCACGGUCCCAGGCUCUUGUGGUUACCACGGCUGAGAAGGUCUUCACUGCUGCCUUGGUGUGAAAACGCGUCUGCACUUUCCCCAGGAUGGGGUCUCAUCAUGGAGCUUGAAGGAGCUUGCUUCUUAGUGUCGCUGGCAAGCAGCGUGGGCCCCAUUAUUUAUUUAGGAAGGCUUUAUAGGGAGGAGAAUGCUUUUUUGUAAACAUGGACUACCUGGCUUUUGCACUGGGCUUCGGCUUCUUGUUUCGGGUCAUUGAAACAUUGAUCUUUGCCUAUGUUGCUUCGAUAUCGCUGGCUGCCUGCCAAGGCCUCUUCCCUAGGCUGGAGAACGUGGGUGCUUUCAAGGAUGUUUCCAUUGUGCCAGCCCAAGCAGUGUGUGGCCUCCCAGACCCAAGCACGUUUUGUGACAGCUCGGUGGCUGCUGAAAGCAUCCGGUUCUGUGCCCAGCGGCUCUGCGUUCAGGAUUGCCCCUACCGGUCUUCCUCUCCUCGCUAUGCAGACCUUUUCUCUGCGGCACACCGCAGCUGCAUCGCAGUGGACAAGAGUGAUCUGCGUCCUCACUCCCCUAGCAAUUCCACAAGCUUUGUUUUUGGAAAACGUAAGAACUGCUCCCUUUCUCCUCCUUCUCCGAGGCUAGCGGAGGCGUUUACCCUGGCUGUGUGGGUGAAACCUGAGCAAGAAGGUGAAAUGUGUAUCAUAGAAAAGACGGUGGAUGGGCAGACUGUGUUUAAACUUACAAUAUCUGAGAAAGAGACCAUGUUUUAUUAUCGUACAGUAAAUGGUUUGCAGCCUCCAAUAAAAGUAAUGACACUGGGGAGAAUUCUUGUGAAGAAAUGGAUUCAUCUUAGUGUUCAGGUGCAUCGGACAAAAAUCAACUUCUUUAUCAAUGGCGUGGAGGAGGAUAAUGUGGCUUUCGAUACAAGAACUCUAAGUGGAUCCAUUUCAGAUUUGGCUUCCAGUACUAUACAAGUAGGACAGAGUUUAAAUGGUUUAGAGCAGUUUAUUGGAAGAAUGCAAGAUUUUCGAUUAUACCAAGUGGCACUUACAAAUAGAGAGAUUCUGGAAGUUUUCUCGGGAGAUCUGCCCCGACUGCACGUCCAGUCGCACUGUCGGUGCCCCAGCAGUCACCCCCGCGUCCACCCUUGGCUACAGCGGUACUGCAUUCCCAACGGAGCGGAAGCCACAACCAGAAACAGAAUGUUACGACUGGACCCAGACGCCCACCCUCUUUCUUUUAUCAAUGACAACAAUACUGGCACUUCGUGGGUUUCACACGUGUUCACAAACAUUACCCAGCUCGAUGGAGGAGUGACGAUUUCAGUGGAUCUGGAAAACGGACAGUACGAGGUGUUUUAUAUUGUCAUUCAGUUCUCUAGUCCACAACCAACAGCAAUAAAGAUUCAAAGGAAGAAGGAAAGCAGCUUGGAUUGGGAGGACUGGCAAUAUUUUGCUAGAAAUUGUAGCACUUUUGGGAUGGAAAACAAUGGAGAUUUGGAAAAUCCUGAUUCUGUCAACUGUCUUCAGCUUUCUAAGUUUGCUCCAUAUUCCCGUGCUAAUGUCACAUUUAGCAUCCUGAAACCUGAACGAAAAUAUCGUCCUGGAUACAAUGACUUUUAUAAUACACAAUCCCUUCAAGAAUUUAUAAAAGCCACACAAAUAAGGCUUCAUUUCCAUGGGCAGUACCAUACAACUGAUGCGGAUGUCAACGUCAGACACAGAUAUUAUGCAGUGGAUGAAAUCACCGUCGGUGGGAGGUGUCACUGCCAUGGUCACGCCAACAGAUGUGACACAAUGAGCCGGCCGUACAGGUGCCUCUGCUCCCAGGACAGCUUCACUGAGGGACUUCACUGUGAUCGAUGCUUGCCUCUGUACAAUGACAAGCCUUUCCGAGGAGGGGAUCAAGUCCACGCUUUCGCCUGUAAACCCUGUCAGUGCUACGGCCACUCUACGAGUUGCCACUACAACGCCUCGGUGGACCCAUUUCCUCUGGAGCACGGCCGAGGGGGAGGAGGAGUGUGCGACGCCUGCCAGCACAACACUGCAGGAAAGAACUGUGAGCUGUGCAAGGAUUACUUUUUCCGACAAGUUGGUGCAGAUCCCUCAGCCGUGGAUGUUUGCAAACCCUGCGAUUGUGAUGCGGCUGGCACUAGGAACAGGAGCCUCCUCUGUGACCAGAUUGGAGGCCAGUGUAAUUGUAAGAGACGUGUGUCUGGCAGACAGUGCAAUCAGUGCCACGCUGGAUUCUACAGCCUGCAAGAGUUGGAUCCUGAUGGCUGCAGUCCCUGUAACUGCAAUACCUCAGGGACAGUAGAUGGAGAUAUUACCUGUCACCCAAAUUCAGGCCAGUGUAACUGCAAAGCAAACGCUCUUGGGCGUAGAUGUGAUAACUGCAAUUCUGGGUUCAAGUUUCUCAGAAGUUUCAACGAUGACGGGUGCGAGCCCUGCCGGUGUAAUCUCCAUGGCUCUGUGAACAAGAUCUGCAAUCCUGUUUCUGGCCAGUGUGAGUGUAAGAAAGGAGUCAAAGGACUGCGGUGUGACACUUGCAGAGAACACUUCUACGGGCUGGACGCUACCGGCUGCAAGGCCUGCGACUGCGACGCAGCUGGCUCCGUCCCGGGGACCGUCUGCGACGCUGAGACAGGACAGUGCCUCUGCAAGCCCAGCACGGGAGGCAGACAGUGCAGGGAUUGUGUGGAGGGCUACUUCUCCCGAAAGCACAAUGAUUCAUUUCUCUGUCUGCCCUGUAACUGUGAGAAAUCUGGGACAGUAAAUGGCUCUCUGCUGUGUGACAAAGCGACAGGACAGUGUCCUUGCAGAUUAGGGAUAACAGGUCCACUCUGCAACCAGUGUGAGCCUCACAGCUACAAUGUGACCACGGGCAGUUUUCAAGGCUGCGCGAUGUGUGACUGUGACUCCCUGGGGACAUUAUCUGGGACCACGUGCGACCCAACCAGUGGCCAGUGCGUGUGUUUGCCUCACCGCCAAGGAAGAAGGUGUGAUCAGUGUCAGCCAGGCUUUUACAUUGCUCCCGGCAAUGCCACAGGCUGCCUGCAGUGUUUGUGCCACCGAACAGGAGCAGCGGGUCACAUCUGCGAUGGCCGAACCGGACACUGCCUUUGCCAGGAUGCGUCCAUCACUGGGCACCACUGUGACCAAUGCAGUGACCACUACUUUGGGUUUGACCCUCAGACUGGAAGAUGUCAGCCUUGUAAUUGUCAUCUCUCAGGAGCCUUGAAUGAAACCUGUCACUUGGUCACGGGCCAGUGUUUCUGUAAACAAUUUGUCACGGGGACAAAGUGUGAGGCUUGUGUUCCCGGUGCAAGCCACUUGGAUGCCCACAACCCGUGGGGCUGCAGCAAAACUCCAUCCCAGCAACCUCCUCCCAGAGGACAAGUUCAAAGUUCUUCUGCAAUCAGUCUGUCAUGGAGCCCACCUGAUUUCCCAAAUGCCCGCUGGCUUACCUACAGUUUAUUCAGGAAUGACUCUGCAAUAUACGCAUCUGAAGACCAGUACCCAUAUAAUAUCCAGUACUUCUUAGACACUGCCCUGUCACCGUACACGACAUAUUCCUAUCACAUUGAGACCGCCAAUGUGCAUGGCGCAGCCCAGAGUGCAGCUGUCAUUUACAGGACAAAGCCAGGGCUCCCCCGGGGACACCUGAACCUAAGCUACAUUAUUCCUGUCGGCUCUGACUUUGUGACACUUACCUGGAACACACUUUCAAAUCAUUCAGGUCCUAUAGAGAAAUACAUUUUGUCCUGUGUUUCUCUGGACAACCUUACGUCGUGCGUUCCCUAUGAAGGUCGUGAAACCUCAGCCACCAUUUGGGGGUUGAUUCCAUUCACCAAGUACCAGUUUUCCGUACAGGCUUGCACCAGCGGGGGCUGUGUCCAGGGCUCGCCCAUCACACUGACCACAGCCCAGGCCCCGCCAAAGGGGCUGAGUCCACCCAAGGUCCGGAAAGUCAGUUCCACCGAACUUCAUGCAGAAUGGGGUCCACCAGCAGAACCGAAUGGAAUCGUUAUAAAAUAUGAAUUACACAUGAAAAGAUCGGGAUCUACUGAGGAACAUAGAGUGUUUCAGAGCAGUGGCUGGCUCGGCCCUCGGCCUUCUGCAGAACCAGCUGAUGGCAAUGCACAGCGACCUCCUCAGACUGCUGCAACCGUCGCGGGCCUGGAGCCACACACAGAGUACGCAUUUAAGGUCUCAGCUGAGAACAUGGUCGGUAGUGUGUCUUCUGCGUGGAUUUCAGAGAGAACAGGAGAAUCAGCACCUGUUUUCAUGAGGCCCCCUUCAGUCUCUCCGCUGUCCUCACACUCUCUCAAUGUCUCCUGGGAGAAGCCACCAGAAAAUGCUACAAGAGGAAGAGUCCUGGGCUACAACAUCACUCUGGUUUCUGAGCAGUUGCCACAGCAGUCUACCCCGGUGAUGUUGCAACAGCUACUGCACAAGGCCCAGCCUCAGGAGCUGUCUUACAUCGUCAGAGGACUGAAGCCCUACAGGAUCUAUGCGUUCACUGUUUCUCUCUGCAAUUCAAUUGGCUGUGUAACGAGUGCUUCCGGAGCAGGGCAGACUUUAGCAGCAGCACCUGCCCACCUGAGGCCUCCCGUGGUUCAAGGACUCAACAGCACCACAAUCCAUCUGAGGUGGUUUCCACCUAAAGAAAGAAAUGGACCCUCACCUCUGUACCAACUAGAAAGGAGAGAGAUGUCUCUACCAGCUCCCACGGCCGCCAUGAUGAAAGGAAUUCGUUUCACAGGAAAUGGGUAUUAUAAAUUUCCCAGCACCACUCACCCCAUUGGUACUGACUUUACAGGUGUUAAAGCCAGCUUUCGAACCUUGGUGCCGGAAGGUUUGAUCCUCUUUGCAGCAUCUCCUGGCAAUCAGGAGGAGUAUUUCGCACUUUACUUGAAGAAAGGCCGUCCUUAUUUUCUUUUUGAUCCUCAGGGAUCCCCAGUGGAAGUCACCACAACUGAUGAUCACGGGAAGCAAUACAGCGAUGGCCAGUGGCAUGAGGUCGUUGCUGUUAGGCACCAGGCUUCCGGCCAAAUCACUCUGGAUGGGCAGUAUACAGGCUCCUCGGCUGCCCUGAACGGCAGUACCAUCAUCGGAGACAACACAGGACUGUUCGUGGGUGGCUUGCCCCACGGUUACACCGUCCUGAGGAAGGAGGCUGAGAUUAUCCAGAAAGGUUUUGUGGGCUGUCUCAAGGAUGUGCAUUUUAUGAAGAAUUAUAAUCCCUCUGCUCUUUGGGAACCUCUGGACUGGCAGAGCGCUGAAGAGCAAGUCAAUGUGUACAACAGCUGGGAGGGAUGCCCUGCUUCGUUGAAACAGGGAGCCCAGUUUCUAGGAGCAGGGUUCCUGCAGCUUCAGGCAGACGUGUUUUGCGGUGGAAUGGAUUUUGAGAUUUCUCUUAAGUUCAGAACUGACCAAGUAAAUGGAUUGCUUCUUUUCAUUUACAACAAAGAUGGACCUGAUUUUCUUGCUGUAGAGCUGAAGAAUGGAGUCUUGAGCUUCCGGUCAAAUGCCAGCCUUACCUUUACACAAGUGGAUCUAUGGCUGGGUCUGUCCUACUGUGACGGAAAGUGGAACGAAGUCAGUAUUAAAAAGGAAGGACCCCUCCUAGCCGCAGGGGUGAACGCACUGAUGGAGCGCUACUCAGCCUCUGCAGCGCAGCCCCUGGUGGUGAAUUCGCCCGUUUACGUAGGGGGCAUCCCACAGCACCUGCGAGGCACUUUUCGGCACUUGAGUCUGGAACAAGGUUUCGGCGGCUGCAUGAAGGAUGUUGCAUUUGCGCGCGGUGCUGUCGUUAACUUGGCAUCUGUGUCCAGCUUCGCUGUCAGAGUCAAUCUGGAUGGAUGCCUAUCACCUGCCAGCGCUGCUAACUGCAGGGGAAAUGACUCCAUCGUGGUGUUCCGGGGACACGGGCUGAGUGCUCAAGAGAGUGGGCUCCGGCCCUUCACAGAAUACCUGUAUCGAGUGAGAGCCUCACAUGAAGGGGGUGCAGUGUACAGUGACUGGAGCCGGGGUCGUACAACGGCAGCAGCUCCGCCAAGUGUUCCAACUCCCUCCAGAGUCCGCAGCAUCGACGGGUAUAGUGUUGAGGUGACGUGGGUUGAGCCCGUCGGGGUUAGAGGUGUCAUCGAGAAGUACGUGCUGAGAGCCUACAGUGAGGAUGACCCCUCCGUACCCCGAACACCUGCUGCCAUCACUGAGUGUGUGGAUACCAGCACCUUCACAGCCACACUGACAGGCCUGCUACCCUUCAGAAACUACUCGGUAACCCUAACUGCUUGCACUCUGGCUGGCUGUACCGAGAGCUCACAGGCAGUGAGCAUCUCUACUCCACAAGAAGCCCCACAAGAGGUUCAGUCACCAGUAGCCAAGUCCUUCCCCACUUCCUUGUUCCUCUCGUGGAAUCCACCCAAACAGGCAAACGGUGUUAUAACUCAGUACUCCUUAUACAUGGAUGGGAGGCUCAUCUACUCGGGCAGUGGAGAGAACUACACGGUCACAGACUUAGGAGUAUUUACUUCUCACCACUUCCUCGUGAGUGCAUGCACCCCUGUUGGGUGCACAGACAGCUCGCGGGUCACACUGCACACGGCACAGCUGCCCCCGGAGCACGUGGAGUCCCCCACUGUGACAGUUCUGGAUUCUAAAACUGCAUACGUACAGUGGAAACAACCGAGAAAACUCAAUGGGAUUCUGGAACACUAUAUAUUGUAUGUUUCAAAUCACACCCGUGAGUUCCCCGUUUGGACUGUCACCUACAACAGCAGCGAGCUUCCCCAGGCUCAUGUGCUGCAGGACCUUGUCCCUGGUAGUGAAUACCUCAUCAAGUUGGGAGCUUGCACCGGGGGUGGGUGUGCGGAGAGCGAGGCCAGCCUGGCCCUGACUGACGAGGCCAUCCCCGAAGGGGUGGCCGCCCCCGAAGCUCUCUCCUACUCACCGGACUCCGUUAACAUCUCCUGGACUCGGCCUGAGCACCCGAAUGGUGUUAUCACAAGUUAUGGAUUAUAUCUAGAUGGCGUAUUAAUUCACAAUUCCUCGGAGCUCAGCUGCUAUGCCUAUGGGCUUGCUCCUGGGAGCCUGCACUCCUUCAGACUCCAGGCUUGCACGGCCAAAGGCUGUGCUCUAGGCCCCCCGGUGGAAAAUCGAACUCUGGAAACUCCUCCUGAAGGAACAGUAAAUGUGUUUGUCAGAGCAGAGGGGGCCCGGGAAGCCCACGUAAGGUGGGGUGCACCGCUGCACCCCAAUGGAUGCUUAACCUACUCCGUCCUUGUUACUGGGAUUUUCUAUGUAGACCCAGGAAAUAAUUACACCCUUCUGAAUGGCACAAAACUAAUGCACAGCAGUGGAGAAGCCAACCUUUGGGUGCCCAUCGUUGGACUGGUCCCUUUCAGUAACUACACUGUACAAGUGAAUGCGUCCAACAGCCGAGGCAGCUUGGUCAGUGACCCUGUGACCAUUGCAAUGCCUCCUGGGGCUCCAGAUGGUGUGCUGCCUCCCAGGCUUUCAUCUGCCACCCCGACCAGUCUUCAGGUUGUCUGGUCUACACCAGCUCGGAACAACGCUCCCGGCUCUCCCAGAUACCAGCUCCAGAUGAGGCCGGCCCACUCCACCCUCAGCUUUCGAGAAUUGUUUUCCAGCCCUUCUGCAUCAUUGCUCCACGAAGUGAGCGACCUCCAACCGUACACAGAGUAUGAGUUCCGGUUGGUUGCCUCCAAUGCAUUUGGCAGUGCGCACAGUUCUUGGAUUCCACUCCUGACUGCAGAGGACAAACCUGGACCCAUAGAGCCUCCAGUUCUCCUGGACGUGAAGUCAAGAACGAUGUCAGUCACCUGGCACCAUCCUUUAGAGCCCAACGGGGUCAUCACCCAUUAUAACAUUUACCAACACGGCAACCUGUACUCGAGGACUUCUGGAAAUGUCACUAAUUGUACAGCAACGCAUUUGCAGCCAUAUACUGCCUACCAGUUUCAGGUAGAAGCCUGUACCUCCCAAGGAUGCUCCCUCUCCCCAGAGUCCCAGCCUGUGUGGACACUCCCAGGGCCACCGGGAGGUAUCCUGAGUCCAGAGCUGUUCUCUGAUACUCCAACGUCGGUCCUUAUAUCUUGGCAACCUCCCACACACCCCAAUGGCUUGGUGGAGAACUUCACAAUUGAGAGAAGGGAAAAAGGGAAGGAAGAAGCCAGUACCCUGGUGACCCUCCCGGGAAGCCACUCCAGGAGGUUUAUUGACAAGACUCCUGCUCUUAGCCCAUGGACAAAAUAUGAAUACCGGGUCCUGAUGAGCACACGCAACGGAGGCACAAACAGCAGCGCUUGGGGAGAAGUCACCACGAGGCCCUCGCGGCCCUUUGGGGUGCAGCCACCAGAGGUGCAUGUGCUGGGACCUGGUGCAGCCAAGGUCACUUGGAAACCCCCGCUAGUGCAGAACGGUGACAUUCUGAGCUAUGAGAUCCGCAUGCCUACCCCCCACGUCGUAAUAACCAACGUGAGCCUGUCAGUGUUGAGUCAAAUCAUCACUCACCUGGUUCCUUUCACCAACUAUUCUGUCACCAUCGUUGCCUGCUCAGGGGGGAAUGGGUACCUAGGUGGCUGCACAGAGAGUUUGCCUACCUUGGUGACCACCCACCCUGCUGAACCUCAGGGCAUCAGUCCCUUGUCAGUGAUUCCACUAACUGAGUCCUACGUGGGAGUUUCGUGGCAGCCACCGUCCAAACCUAACGGACCUAAUUUGAGAUAUGAGCUUGUGAGACGCAAAAUCCAGCAACCACUUGCAUCAAAUCCCCCAGAAGAUUUAAAUCUGUGGCACAAUAUUUAUUCAGGAACUCAGUGGUUUUAUGAAGAUAAGGGUCUUAGCAGGUUUACAACCUACAAGUAUAAGCUCUUUGUACACAACAGUGUGGGUUUCGCGCCAAGCCAAGAAGCAACAGUGACGACAUUAGCUGGUUUUCCAGAGAGAGGUGCCAACAUCACUGCAACUGUCCUCAGCCACACAGCCAUCGACGUGAGAUGGGCUAAGCCAACUUUUCAAGACCUGCAGGGAGAUGUUGAAUAUUACACACUUUUUUGGAGUUCUGCUACCUCAAACGAAUCUCUGAGAAUCCUCCCAGGUGUAAACUCUUACAUCAUCGGCCACUUGAAUCCAAACACAGAGUACUGGAUUUUUAUCUCUGUCUUCAAUGGAGUCCACAGUAUCAACAGCACGGUCUUGCGAGCAACCACUUGGGAUGGGGAGCCUCAGGGCAUGCUGCCGCCAGAGGUUGUCAUCAUCAACCGCACAGCUGCCCGUGUCAUCUGGUCAUCUCCUUCAAACCCAAAUGGUGCUGUCACCGAGUACUCUGUCUAUGUAAACAACAAGCUCUACAAGGCUGGAAUGGAUGUGCCUGGGUCGCUUAUUCUGAGAGACCUGUCUCCUUUUACUGUCUAUGAUGUUCAGGUUGAAGUCUGCACAAAACAUGCAUGUGCAAAAAGCAACGGAACCCAGAUCACCACUGUGGAAGACACCCCCACUGACAUAGCGACACCCUUAAUUCGUGACAUCACGUCAAGAUCCUUUCGCAUUGAUUGGGUGUCUCCAGGGAAGCCAAGAGGCAUCAUUCUUGGAUAUGAUCUUUUACGUAAAACAUGGCGUCCAUGCUCUAAAACCCGGAAGUUAGUGGAGGGCCGCAGUGAUGAGCUGUGCAAGGUGGUGAAGUGCCCAAAGCCCAGAAAGAUCUGUGGACACAUUUGUUUUUCUCCCAAGGAUAAGGUUUGUUGUAGUGGAGCUCUCUAUGACCCUCAGCCUGGAUACCACUGUUGUGACGAAAAGUAUAUCCCAUUCCUUCCGAAUUCAACGGGCGUUUGUUGUGGUGGCAGAAUACAAGAGGCACGGCCCAAUCACGAGUGCUGCUAUGGGUAUUAUGCUAAAAUACGACCAGGUGAAGUCUGCUGUCCCGAUGAGCCGCACAACCGGGUUUCUGUGGGGCUCGGCGACGCGUGCUGUGGCAGGAUGCCCUAUUCCUCGGCGGGACCCCAGAUCUGCUGCGCGGGGACCCUGCACGACGGCCACGGGCGGCAGUGCUGCGGCGGGCGGGUGGUGAGCGCCGACGCCCAGUGCUGCGGAGGACAGGAGCGGGGCGUGGCGUACGGGCCCCUGCCAGGGAUGUUCUGUUGUGGGCAGGAUUAUGUGAAUAUGUCAGAUACCAUAUGCUGCUCAGCCUCCAGUGGAGAGUCUAAAGCACACGUUAAAAAGAAUGUCCCAGAGCCAGGAAAAUGCUGUGAGACUGAACUUAUCCCAAAGAGCCAGGAAUGCUGUAAUGGAGUUGGAUAUAAUCCUUUGAAAUAUGUUUGCUCUGACAAGAUUUCAACUGGAACGAUGAUGAAGGAAACCAAAGUGUGUGGCACUCUCUGCCCGGCAUCUAUGGAAACCACAGCUCACUGUGGCCACUGUGACUUCAACUUCACCAGCCACGUUUGUGUCGUGACAAGUGGGUCCCCCAAUUCCACAGGCAAGGCGUCGAUUGAAGAAAUAUGUCCAUUUCCCGAAGAGACUGUUCAUACGGGAAGUGCAAACAUGUUCUCCUUCACAGAUGUGAACCUCAACCCCUACACAAUGUAUGAAUAUAGGAUUUCUGCAUGGAACAGCUACGGGAGAGGCUUCAGCCAAGCCGUUAGAGCCAGCACAAAAGAAGACGUGCCUGAGGGUGUGACUCCUCCUCGGUGGACCAAAGUGGGCAGUCUUGAAGAUACAAUUGUCUUACACUGGAAGAAACCUAUACAAUCAAAUGGUCCUAUCAUUUACUAUAUUCUUCUCCGAAAUGGAAUUGAACGUUUUCGGGGAACUUCCUUGAGCUUCUCUGACACAGAGGGAAUCCACCCAUUCCAGGAGUAUUCCUACCAGCUGGAAGCUUGCACCAUAGCAGGCUGUGCUGCCAGCCACAAGGUAGUUGUAGCUAUGACCCAAGGAGUUCCAGAAAACAUCAUGCCACCCAUCGUCACGGCCCUAACUGCGGAGUCUCUGCAUCUAAGCUGGAGUGUCCCGGGGAAACCGAAUGGUGUCAUUAAAGCGUACCAGCUCUGGCAGGGCGGCAGAGGUCUCAUCUACACUGACAUCAGUCACAGGAGACAGCAUACGGUUACAGGUCUGCAGCCGUACACCAACUACAGUUUCACACUCACGGCUUGUACAUCUGCUGGUUGCGCCUCCAGUGAGCCUGUUCUAGGUCAGACACCACAGGCAGCCCCACAAGGAGUUUGGGUGACAUCUCGACAUACUAUUGUCAAUUCUACAACAGUGGAAUUGUACUGGAGUCCGCCAGAGAAACCCAAUGGUCGUAUUUCUCAGUAUGAGUUGAGUCGGAAUGGAACUGUACUCUUUCUGGGUGGCAGUGAGGAGCAGAAUUUCACCGAUAAACACCUGGAGCCCAAUAGCAGAUACAUUUAUAAGUUAGAAGCCAGAACUGGAGGCGGCAGCAAUACUAGUGAUGGUUACAUGAUCCAAACUCCUCCGUGGACACCAGAAGAAAUCCAUCCUCCAUAUAAUAUCACAGUAGUUGGGCCUUAUUCCAUAUUUGUAGCCUGGAAACCACCAGGGAUCCUCAUCCCCCAAAUUCCUGUGGAGUACAACGUCCUACUCAAUGAUGGGAGUGUCACACCUCUGACCUUCUCUGUCGGUCACCAACAAUCCACCCUUCUAGAAAAUCUGGCUCCUUUCACCGAGUAUGAGAUAAGGAUACAAGCAUGUCAAAAUGGAGCGUGUGGAGUUAGCAGUACGGUGCCUGUCAAGACACUUGAGGCAGUCCCCGAGGAUCUUAGUGCCCCUCUUCUCAAGGCACUGGGGCCAUCUUGCACCAAGGUCCAAUGGAUGGCACCGAAAAAUCCAAAUGGAAUCAUCACCAGCUACUUCAUUCACAGACGUCCUGCUGGCACGGAAAAUGUGUCUCUUGCGUUUGUCUGGUUGGAAGGGGCCCUCGAAUUCUCAGAUGAUGCAGGGACCCUGAGGCCUUUCACACGCUAUGAGUAUCGGGCUCGAGCCCAGAACUCCAGAGGCUUCGUGGACAGUGCCUGGUCCUCCACACAGACCCUGGAAGCCCCUCCACAGGCCCUGCCGGCUCCCCGGGUUCAAGCCACUGGUGCCCAUUCCGUUCUGCUGAACUGGACAGAGCCAGAGUCACCCAACGGCCUCAUCUCCCAGUACCACGUGGUCUACCGAGAGAGACCUGAGGACCCAGACCGGGGCAGCACCCCUGUGCCCGCGUUCACAGUGACGGGAACAAGCCGUCAAGCCCACCUGUUCGGGUUGGAGCCAUUCACAACAUACCACGUGGGUGUGGUGGCUGCCAACAGCGCAGGAGAAGUUUCAAGUCCUUGGACUCUGGUUCAGACCUUAGAAUCUUCCCCGAGUGGGCUGAGCAACUUCACCGUGGACCAGCAGGAGAACGGCAGGGCGUUGCUACUCCAGUGGGAAGAGCCUGUGAGGACCAACGGAGUGAUUGAGAGGCCUGCAGCCCGUGGAGCGCGGUGAGCACGCCGCAGGCGCCGCCCGAGGGCCUCCUUCCGCCGGAGCUGGCCUGGGUGGCCCGGGACCCCCCCGCCCUGCGCAUUUCCUGGGCGCCCCCGGAGCAGCCCCACGGCGUGGUCCAGUCCUACGGCCUGCAGAGGAACGGGGUGCGCUAUCCCUUCAGCUUCGACGCUGGGACCUUCGACUACACCGACGACGACCUGCUCCCCUUUGCCACCUACAGCUACGCCGUCCUGGCCUGCACGCUGGGGGGCUGCACCCUCAGCGGGGCGGCCCGGGUCACCACUCCUGAGGCGGCUCCGUCGGGGCUCAGCCCCCCUACGCUCUGGGCCGUCAGCGCCAGCCAGAUCAAUGCGUCUUGGUCCCCGCCGUCCUCUCCAAAUGGGGAGAUCACUCAGUAUCUGCUGAGAUACGACGGCAAGGAGCAGCGUGCUGCGCAGGGCCUGGCCCUCCUGGUUUCCCACCUGCAGCCCUACACUCAGUACAACGUCUCCCUGGUCGCCUGCACCAGAGCGGGGUGCACAGCCAGUGGGCCCACUUCUGCCCGGACGAUGGAGGCCCCACCAGAGAAUAUGGGGCCCCCCGUGUUGCAAGUGACAGGCUCGGAGUCCAUAGAGGUCACCUGGGAGCCCCCGAGAAACCCAAACGGCCGGAUCCGAAGCUAUGAACUUAGAAGGGACGGAGCCAUGGUGUACUCUGGCCUGGGAACGCGCUAUCACGAUUGCACUCUCACCCCGGGUGUGGAGUACGGCUACACCGUGACUGCCACCAACAGCCAAGGGGACGCUUUGAGUCCCCUUGUCAAAGACCGAACCAGCCCCUCGGCACCCUCGGGGAUGCAGCCUGCGAAACUGCACGCCAAGGGCCCUCAGGAGAUCGUAGUGAGCUGGGACCCUCCCAUGAGGACCAAUGGCGACAUCGUCAACUAUACCCUCGUCAUCCGAGAGCUGUUCCGAGGAGAAACGAAAACCAUGCACGUAAACACGACCCACAGUUCUUUUGAUGCGCGGUUUCUUGUGGUGGAGCAGCUGAAGCCAUUUCACAGGUAUGAAGUCCGAACUCAAGCCUGCACCGCCCUGGGGUGCACGUCGAGCGACUGGACCUCCAUCCAGACCCCAGAGAUUGCUCCUCUGGUGCAGCCUCCUCCUCAUCUGGAGGUGGGGACGGCUCCAGGGGGGUUCCUGCCCACUGUUUCCCUUCUGUGGACAGGGCCACUCCAGCCAAAUGGGAACAUUUUAUACUAUGAAUUGUACAGAAGACUGACAGCAGCUCAGUCUGGAAAAUCCAGCCCAGUGCUAACCUACAACGGGAGCUCGAACUCCUUCACAGAUUCUGAACUGCUGCCUUUCACGGAGUACGAGUACCAGGUCUGGGCGGUGAACUCAGCAGGAAAAGCCGCUAGCAGCUGGGCAUGGUGUAGAACCUGGCCUGCACCCCCAGAAGGCCUCAGCGCCCCCACUGUCCACACUGUGUCCUCCACUCAAGCAGUGCUCAACAUCAGUGUCCCCGCGAAGCCCAACGGGAACAUCAGCCUCUACCGGCUGUUCUCCAAUACCAGCGGCACCCUGGUCGUGCUGUCGGAAGGCACGGCGGCCCAGCAGACUCUUCACGACCUGCGUCCCUUCACCACGUACUCGGUCGGAGUGGAGGCCUGCACCUGCUUCAACUGCUGCAGCCGCGGGCCCACGGCCGAGCUGAGGACGCGUCCUGCUCCACCCUCCAGCCCGGCCUCUCCCCGCGUCCAGCAGCUGGGCUCCAGGACAGCCUCCUUCCAGUGGGGGCCCCCCUUGUUUCCCAAUGGUGUCCUUCAAAGCUUCGAGCUCCAGCUCUCCGUGGCUUGUCCUCCAGACGCAGCCCCGGCCUGUGCGCCCAGCCAAGCAGAGACCAAGUACCGUGGACCUGGGCUCAGAGCCAGCCUCGCGGGCCUCCAGCCUUUCACCGCCUACCGGCUGAGGGUGGUGGCGCACAACGAGGCAGGCCGCGGGGCUUCCGAGUGGGUCCGCUUCACCACUCGCAAGGAACUGCCUCAGUACCAGGUGCCAUUUUCUGUGGAUAGCAACGUGUCUAUGGUGUGCCUGGACUGGAGCAGUACCUUCCGCCUGAAUGGCCGGCUCAAGGAGUACGUGGUGACCGACGGGGGACAGCGUGUGUACAGCGGUCUCGACACCACCCUCCAUAUACCAAGGACAGCACACAAAACCUUCUUUUUCCAGGUAACCUGCACCACAGAUGUAGGAAGUGUUAAGACACCACUGAUCCAAUAUGACACCUCUACUGGAUUUGGUCUGGUGCUAACGACUCCUGGCGGAAAGAGGGGCUCGGGGGGUAAAAGCCGAGAGUUCUACAGUGAGCUGUGGUUCAUCGUGUUAAUGGCAAUGCUGGGCUUGAUCUUAUUGGCCAUUUUUCUGUCCCUGAUACUACAAAGAAAAAUCCACAAGGAGCCAUAUAUCCGGGAGAGACCCCCCCUGGUACCCCUUCAGAAGAGGAUGUCGCCUUUGAAUGUCUACCCUUCGGGGGAAACCCCAGUGGGAUUAGCCGAUACCAAAAUCCCUCGGUCAGGGACACCCAUGAGUAUGCGGAGCAACCGGAGUGUGUCUGUCCUGAGGAUCCCCAGUCAAAGCCAGAUCAGCCGGACCUAUUCCCAGGGCUCCCUGCACCGCAGCGUCAGCCAGCUCAUGGAUGUUCAAGACAAGAAAGUCUUGCUCGACGACUCGCUGUGGGAAACCAUCGUGGGCCACAGCAGUGGACUGUAUGUGGAUGAAGAGGACCUGAUGAACGUGAUCAAGGGCUUCAGCUCAGUGACCAAAGAACACACGACAUUCACCGACACCCACCUGUAACAAUGCCCGCUGCAAGCCCGAGGCACGGCCCUGCACCGCAGGGUUACCAUCACUGAUACAUCACUAAUGCUGAAAGGCCAAUGUUUGAUAGUCCGUAACACUUCAGAGAUGAGUGUGGUUUUUAAAACUGUUCCUCUCUAGAAGAGAUCUAGCAAGUGUUAUGUUUCUGGCUGUCUUAAAGGAGGGAUGAUAUUCAUAUGCAAACACUGGCUUUGCUUUUAUUUUGUGGAAGAUGAAGCGUGUAAUUCUCACUUGUCUCUGGCAGUGAGGCAUCGGUUAAUGAAUAAUCAGUGGUGAUUUCAAGAUGGCCCACAGUUGUUACAAUGAGAAGUUACCACUUUCAAAAUCAAGUGAAUCUACCGAGAGAGGACGCUGCUGAACCUUUCCAACUGCUGAUGUAACCCUGUAAGGAACAGCGGCUGUCAUGGUCACAGCUGCGAGAUGGAAGUCCCAACUCCAGGCCAGGGUGAAGCGGAGAAAAACAAACACCGCCCCGCGGAUAUGCACUCAGCUGAAGUUCCACUUUAAUGACAUUAUUAGAGAUAAAUACCCAGCCUUCUGACACAGCACCACGUAACUUCUCCAUAAAUGUUUCAGUUCUUGCAAUUAUGGAUUGCUGAGAAAUCUCAGGAGUAAACCACUAAUUUAUACAUUUUAAAGAGAAAACCUGAACCAGUGGUUUUCACACAUUUUACAAUUUUGAAACUCCAAUGAGCAUUUUCAUAAAAGCCUGUCAGUUCACUAAAUAGCAGAAAACAUGACACCCUCAACUUAGCACAUUUCAAACAGAAACUACUGUGCUACUUGCUGUACUUAAUUAGCCUUCAUGGAAUUUAAAAAGAGAAAAGAAAAUUACUGAUGCGCCUUCCAGUUUUGAAACUGUGCUGACACAUUUACAUGUAAGUGCAAAACUAUUAGUAUGUCCGAGCACAUCACAUAUACAUAUACACACCUAUUACUUGGACCUUAUCUUCGUUUCAGAGAAGUUAUCACUUUAGUCCUCGAAUUGGUGGGAAUGGACGAUAAGCCACCUAUUUUAUGGUUUAGAAAUUUCUACUAUCUGAUCUGUUUGGAUUAGUCAUUGGUGAAAGUCCCACAGCAAGGGGAAAAAAUGUUGCCAUCAACAUAAAAUUAAACGUAUUUAUUCUUCCUGAAAACUAUAUAAGAGAACUACACCUUUUGUUCAUUCUUAAAGGUUUUAACGACCACAGGAAAUUCAUUGCAAUACUUACGACUCUCACACUGUUGUCUGACAAGACUGUGAAUGUAUCUCCAGAGGCAGGUGGAUUUUUGCAAAGCUGAGCUAGCAAAAGGUUAUAAAAUAAGGGAUAACUGCAUUACUUAUCCUGCCUGAAAACCACAAAUUAUCCCCAAGGGUCUGACAGUCAAAGCCUGUGGACUCCAGGGGUACCGAGAGAUGUCAUCCAAAUCUGUGGGAGAGCAGCUCCUCCGCCUGGCCAUCCCCAAAGCCUGCCAACCUCGUGUCAAAAGCACACCAGCCCUGGAUAGACAACUGCUAGAAACAAAGAGAUCGGAAGAAACUGCCCCAUUUGGCAGUGGCUGUGCAAGUUAGAUUUUGUUUUCUCGCCAAGUUUUCUUUUAUUCUGACAUAGAAACAGGAUGGGCUGGUUUACUGGUUUUUACUUCCUUUUGUCAGUGGGCUCGCCGGCGGGCUGUUUAAGUGAGCCCUAACCCGGGCUGAAUGGCCGCCCGUGAGCUGUCGGGGGCUUGUCAGGGGAGGUGACCCUCUCCCGCCCCAACCUGCUUCCUCACCUGGGGGUUCUGCUCUUCUACCAAUAUGAUCUGCUCACACACUACUGGGAGGAAGCAGAAGGUAGAGCCCACCAUCGUUUCUGAGAAAUCACACACCUUUAUCACGGUGUAGCUUCAAAAGCAUAGUUAUAAAACUUUAAAAGCACGCAGAGGCUAGAGAACUGCAGGGGAUUUCACCGGAAGUCGUUCUCCACUUACUGAUCUUACUUGACCUUGCUAUAAAUUCAGGUAACUGAAUCACAGUUGGACCCCACAACUCAGGGCAGAGAGGCCAUGUGUCCUCUGCCCAGGACACUGCUCAUCUAAACACACGUACCCUCACUUGAAUUUAUUCUGGGGGAGAAUCCUACGACCUUGUCUUACUACUCUUAACUGGUGCAGUGCACCAAGCCUCUAUUACACAAAACAUGGAGAACCAUCCCCCAGAGAUUCUGAUCCAAUCGGUCUGGGAUGGGGCAAGGCCUCCGUAGCUUUCAAAUUUCUAUGCAUUCUUACUGUUUAACACUGUGCUCUAAAGCACAUGCCCAGCACUUGUUCCUUACACAGCAAUGGUAAGUUCUCCAGGGACUCUGAAACCCACUCUAAAUCUCCCGACUGGUCGUGACAUCUGUAGAGACCACCAUCUCUGCUUAAUUUGUGAACCACCGCGCUCUGUGAACUGUUUGCUAACAGGGUGCACGCGCAUAUUUGUAUGAGAGCUUCUAAGAACUGUCUUUGUAGAUGAUCUACUGCAAUUUCCACUAAAUGGAGAACUUCUCCAUGAAUCUGUGAUAGUACUUAUAUCGACAUAAAAAUAAUUAAGCCAGUAAGAGCUUCAUUGUAUCAUGAAUAGCAACUCAUUUCCAAUGAGUGAAUAUUAUGUUAAUCAAUCUAAAGAUGGUUAGAUUAAUAAAUAUUUAAAUGUGAAA
Molecule: messenger RNA, 18090 nt
Organism: Chinchilla lanigera (long-tailed chinchilla)
Lineage: Eukaryota; Metazoa; Chordata; Mammalia; Rodentia; Chinchillidae
Gene: Ush2a
Product: Usher syndrome 2A (autosomal recessive, mild)
Molecular function (GO): protein binding
Source: RefSeq, a predicted model, not a curated record